Actinia tenebrosa (Australian red waratah sea anemone) is the source of this 1778-nucleotide messenger RNA. RefSeq names its product inhibitor of growth protein 5. Gene Ontology annotation, cellular component: nucleus. The record is from RefSeq and is a predicted model, not a curated record. Gene Ontology annotation, biological process: regulation of DNA-templated transcription. NCBI's taxonomy places the organism in Eukaryota, Metazoa, Cnidaria, Anthozoa, Actiniaria, Actiniidae.
UGUCACGUGACGAGUAGCUUUGCUUUGCCGCGGAAGGCAUUUUGUGCCAAGACUGAAAAACCCGGCAAAAAAUAUAAACUUUUCUGCCUUAAAUAACGCCAAAAUAGUUCAAAAGUACCCAAAAAUCACCAAGCAUUGGAUCAGGAAUUAAUCUAGGAACAAUUCUGGGCCCAAAUUGAUGGCUAGUAGGAUGUAUUUAGACAGCUAUCUUGACACUGUCUAAAGAAAGAUGACACACACAAGCGAAUCAAGAAUCGGGGAAAUCUUUUCCUUUUCAGGUAUUGAGAAUCUUCCCUUUGAACUACAAAGAAAUUUUACUUUGAUGAGAGACUUGGACCAAAGAACACAAGAUUUAAUGAAAGAAAUAGACACCUUGUCUGAAGAUUAUGUAUCCGGGGUAAGAGAAAUGGACUCGGGGCAGAGAACUGACCACCUGAAGAAAAUAGAAAUUGCUUUCUCUAAAAGUAAAGAAUAUGUGGAUGAUAAAGUACAACUAGCAAUGCAAACUUAUGAAAUGGUUGAUAAACACAUUAGAAAAUUGGAUUCAGAUCUUGCGCGAUUUGAAAUGGACUUAAAAGAACAGAAAGCCAAAGAAGCAGGAUUGUCUGACUAUGAAGAAGAAAUCACUCCACCUAAAAAGGGAAGAGGAAGAAUGAGUAAAAGAAAAGCAGACGAACCAGCUAAAAAGAAAAAGAAACGAGAUACGAGUCCAGCUAAGAGCCUUGGUGUUACAGCUACUCUAUUUUCACCUGAGGUUGUACAAGUUCUUGAUAUGCCUGUAGACCCGAAUGAGCCAACUUACUGUAUAUGUCAUCAGGUUUCAUAUGGUGAGAUGAUUGGAUGUGAUAAUAUUGAGUGUCCUAUUGAAUGGUUUCACUUCCCCUGUGUUGGACUCACUGCAAAACCAAAAGGAAAAUGGUAUUGUCCCAAAUGCGCCCAAGAAAGAAAGAAAAAGUGAAGAUAUCCUCAAAUUAUUUGUAUACAUUUAUGAAUUAAAUCAAGAGAGCAGAAAUAAGAGAGGGAAACUUCUUAAUAACGCGUGCGCCAUGUAAAUUCCCGGUUGGGCUAUUCUUAGUAACCGGAUGCAGUUUAAAUGUAGCCUUACUCUACUUCCGUGCGUCAUCAGUGAUCAAAACAAUAAAUGGAAAGAGCGCGAGCGUGAGUAGGGUUAGGUGAAAUUUAAACUGCAUCCGGUUACUAAAAAUAGCUCAACCGGAAAUUUACAAUACGCGCGCGUAAUUAAGCAGUUUCCCUCUUAUUUAUGCUUUCUUGGUUAAAUUGUAUAUUCUUAGUACGUAAUGGCUUGGGUUUGGAAUACAAAUCCCUACACAUGUGGUGCGUCCAUGAUUUCGGUGAAAGGAAAUGUCUACUGCUAAAACCGACAGUAUAUCGAUAGCUCAUCGAUUGUUUGCCGAUAGGCGUCCGAUAGGAUUCCGAUAGUUUACCGAUAAAUUACGGAUAGCUUAAAGGUAACUUGAUCAUAGCGAACCGUCAAUCAAUGAUAAUAGCUUAUUGAUACCUUAAUGAUAGAGUGCCGAUACGUUGCCGAUAGUUCACCGUUUCACCGACGAUAACAACGAAAGUUAGCCGAUGCAUUAUCGAUAGGAGGAAUACUUCGUACCAACGAUAACAUGGCGAUUGUAACGACCACAAUCCUUAAUAUAUCAUAUUUUAUACUCWAACCCCGGAUCGUAACAGGGAGUUAGUGAACAAUAUUGUAGGGAAAAAAGGGAUCUUAAAACGAGAAAAUGAAAUUUUCCCAUUUGCAAUCAUUUUAA